Messenger RNA from Apodemus sylvaticus (European woodmouse), 1048 nucleotides. RefSeq names its product eukaryotic translation elongation factor 1 epsilon 1 (gene Eef1e1). The record is from RefSeq and is a predicted model, not a curated record. Gene Ontology annotation, biological process: positive regulation of DNA damage response, signal transduction by p53 class mediator. The transcript is spliced from 4 exons. The coding region runs from base 42 to 566 and encodes 174 amino acids. Gene Ontology annotation, cellular component: aminoacyl-tRNA synthetase multienzyme complex; nucleus; cytoplasm. NCBI's taxonomy places the organism in Eukaryota, Metazoa, Chordata, Mammalia, Rodentia, Muridae.
UAGCAGGUCAGGCUCCGCCCCCCUAGGAGCUGAGCCAGAAGAUGGCGGCGGCCGCGGAGCUGAGGCUGCUGGAGAAGAGUCUGGGACUGAAGCCCGGGAAUAAGUACAGUGCUCAGGGCGAGCGGCAGAUUCCAGUUCUACAAACAAACAAUGGUCCAAGUCUAAUGGGAUUGAGUACCAUCGCAACCCAUCUGGUCAAACAAGCCAACAAGGAACACUUGCUGGGGAGCACUGCAGAAGAAAAGGCAAUAGUUCAACAGUGGCUAGAGUUCAGGGUCACUCGAGUAGAUGGCCACUCGGGUAAAGAAGACACCCAGACUCUGCUGAAGGAUCUUAAUUCCUAUCUUGAAGAUAAAGUCUACCUUGCAGGACACAGCAUCACUCUGGCGGACAUCCUGCUGUACUACGGCCUCCACCGCUUCAUAGUUGACCUGACAGUUCAAGAAAAGGAGAAAUAUCUUAAUGUGUCUCGCUGGUUUUGUCACAUUCAGCAUUACCCAGACAUCAGGCAACAUCUGUCUAGUGUUGUCUUCAUCAAGAACAGACUGUAUGCUAACUCCCACUAGACGCCCCUGCUGUGCAGCAGCCAGAAGAGAAGUGUAAUGGAAAAUGUAUUUUGGACCAUGGUACUAAUGUAAAUUAAUAUGGCGUCUUUGUUUCGUUGUUAAUGUUGGUAGAAUUUUUAAAAUGUAAGCUGAAGUCUGAAUGUUUUAUUUGUCCCUUAGUUAAGGCUUUGUAAAUUUUUAAUGUAAAAGUUCAGCUGUUAUCCAAACAAAUCACGAUCAAAUUGCAAAUCUUGUUUUUUAUGAACAAAGUUGAUUUUGGUAACAGUUGCAAAUCAGUGGCUCAACUUUUAAAAGUCGCUGUUGGUGUCGCAUCUGGCUGCUUACUUUUUCGUGUUUUUAAAAUUCAUUUUUUCUCUUAGAUAUUUAUUGUAGUUUAUUUACUAAAACCUAUGACAAAUUAUGUUGAGGAAUCAGAAAGGGAAGAUAGAUGUAUUUGUUCUCGAAAUAUUUAUGUGAGCUAGUAAAUGUGGUUUUAAAAUCAA